Molecule: messenger RNA, 2260 nt
Organism: Chrysoperla carnea
Lineage: Eukaryota; Metazoa; Arthropoda; Insecta; Neuroptera; Chrysopidae
Product: xenotropic and polytropic retrovirus receptor 1 homolog
Exons: 9
Coding region: 203-2245 (680 amino acids)
Biological process (GO): cellular response to phosphate starvation; phosphate ion transport
Cellular component (GO): Golgi apparatus; cytoplasm; plasma membrane
Molecular function (GO): inositol hexakisphosphate binding
Source: RefSeq, a predicted model, not a curated record
AGUUGUUAUGAGCACACACUUUAAUUUAUUCAUUGACUUCAUUUAAGAUAGUUAAUUAACUUUAAUGAGAUAUUUAUUGAAAAAAAAGAUGUUAAUGAUAUUGAUAGUUUCAAUUUACAAAGAAGAAUGUUGACAAUGUAUCUUCCUCACACAUAAAAGCAAAAAAGUGAUUUAAAAAAAAGUAUUUACGAACAAAAAAAAAAUGAAAUUUGCAGAACAUUUAUCAGCACAUAUUACACCAGAAUGGAGAAAACAGUACAUAAAUUACGAGGAAAUGAAAGCUAUGCUUUACCUCGCUGUAGAAGAAGCACCGUCCGCCGAAAGCGUAGAACCAGAAGUAUUAACACGACAUUUUCGAAAUUUCGAUGAACAUUUCUUGCACUAUUGUGAAAAAGAACUGAAAAAAAUUGAUACAUUUUACUGUGAAAAAUUAGCUGAAGCAACAAGAAAAUUUGCAACAUUACAAGCAGAAUUAAAAACUUCUUUAGCUGAAGCUGGUUCAAAACAUAAAUUAACACAUUCAAAACAAGCAACAAUUGCCUUUAAAAAACCAAAUGUGCCUGCACGGAAAUAUCAAGAAUUGAAACUUGCUUUUAGUGAGUUUUAUUUAAGUUUAAUACUUUUACAAAAUUAUCAAACGUUAAAUCAUACAGGCUUCAGAAAAAUAUUAAAAAAACACGAUAAGCUCCUAAAUGUGGAUAUAGGAGCAAGAUGGCGAGCCGAAAAUGUAGAUAUUGCUCGGUUUCAUACAAGUCCUGAGAUUGGUCGAUUAAUUGCUGAAACUGAGGCAACAGUGACAAAUGAACUUGAGGCUGGUGAUAGGCAAAAAGCUAUGAAAAGAUUGAGAGUACCGCCAUUGGGUGAACAACAAUCUCCUUGGACAACAUUUAAAGUUGGACUCUUUUCUGGGUCAUUUAUCGUAUUAUUUAUUGCCGUAGUUUUAUCUGCUAUUUUCCACGAUGGCAAUUUAGAUAAUUUAAAAAUUGCAUUUCGCUUAUAUCGUGGUCCAUUAUUAAUUGUGGAAUUUGUGUUUUUAAUGGGUAUAAACGUAUAUGGAUGGCGAUCGUCUGGUGUUAAUCAUGUACUUAUAUUUGAACUUGACCCACGGAAUCAUUUAUCGGAACAACAUUUAAUGGAACUAGCCGCAGUAUUUGGUGUUGUAUGGACGCUGAGUUUAUUAAGUUUUUUAUAUAGCGCCAGUUUAAGUAUUCCACAAUUUGUGAAUCCAUUGGCACUUACAGUUAUUAUGAUUGUUUUUGUAUUAAAUCCAUUCAAAGUGUUUCGACAUGAAGCUAGAUUUUGGUUACUUCGAAUUUGUGGUAGGAUGUUUGGAGCACCAUUUUUUCAUGUUGGAUUUGCUGAUUUCUGGCUGGCUGAUCAAUUGAACAGUUUAGUUUCUGCGUUACUAGAUUUACACUUUCUCAUUUGUUUUUAUAUUACAAAUCCAGAUUGGAAUUAUACAGAAGUUACAGAUACUACACAAUGUUGGGAAUAUUCAUAUAUUACAAAACCACUGGUAAAUUGUAUUCCGGCAUGGUUACGUUUUGCACAAUGUUUACGACGAUAUCGUGAUUCGCGUGAAGCAUUUCCACAUUUAGUGAAUGCUGGAAAAUAUUCAACAACAUUUUUCGUCGUUGGAUUUGCAACGUUACGUGAUAUGCAUGCAUCGGAAUACCCUAAUAAAAUGGAUAAUCCAUUUUUAUAUUGUUGGUUAGUUGCAUCAACAAUUGGUUCAUUGUAUGCGUACACUUGGGAUAUCAAAAUGGAUUGGGGUUUAUUUGAUAAAAGCGCUGGCGAAAAUAAAUAUUUGCGAGAAGAAAUUGUAUAUUCGUCAACGGGUUUUUAUUAUUUUGCCAUAGUUGAAGAUUUUGUUAUACGAUUUUUAUGGGCCCCAUCAUAUGUACUAGUUAGCGGAGGGUACAUUAGUGGAGAUUUGGCGACAUCGAUUCUUGCCAUUUUAGAAGUAUUUAGACGUUUCGUAUGGAAUUUCUUCCGAUUAGAGAACGAACAUUUGAAUAACUGUGGUAAGUUCAGAGCUGUUCGAGAUAUAUCCGUAGCUCCAGUUGAUUCAUCCGACCAUUCACAAAUAUUACGUAUGAUGGAUGACGAGGAUGGUGUAAUAAAUCGUAAACCACGUAAAUAUAAAAAGAAAGAAGACAAACGGCCAUUAUUAAAAGAUGACCCAACAGUUGUUAUUUUACCAAAUGAGAAUCAAGUAACGUUUAAAGAAAGUCCAGAAAGCUGAUAUACACCAUUUAUA